AUGUGGCGACUAGUUGGGAUCGUUUUACUCGCUUGCAGUUUACUACCUAUCCAGGGUAAAUCUACAAAACCAUCCAAGGCCGACUGUUUCCCGCAUAAUAAUACCUGUGGUGACUGUGUUGCCAUCAAGCAUUGCUACUAUUGCAGUAAAACGGAUGUAUGUUGGUAUUAUAAUCCAACCUUUCAACAUUUUAUCCCUCCAGAUUCGGAAUGUCCUAAAGCGGAUGCAUUUCAAGGCCAAUGCUUAUUCUCUACCACUGUCUUGAUUAUUGCUAUUUCAAGUGGCGCUGGUGUCUUGAUUAUUGCCAUUUCGUGUACUAUUUAUUGUUGUUGUUGUCGGAAGAAUAAGAAAAAGUAUCUGAAAGAAGAACAACGUCAUCUGGCUGAAAUCGAGAGCCGUCGCACUCGAAAUGAACAACGUAAAGUUGAACGCCAAGCCAAGCGAGAUGAUAUUCGUCGAAAGUAUGGCCUACUGAAAGAUGAAGAGGAUGCUGGAUACAAUCGUUUAUCGUAA
Molecule: messenger RNA, 513 nt
Organism: Trichoplax adhaerens
Lineage: Eukaryota; Metazoa; Placozoa; Uniplacotomia; Trichoplacea; Trichoplacidae
Exons: 1
Coding region: 1-513 (170 amino acids)
Biological process (GO): protein import into nucleus
Cellular component (GO): cytoplasm; nucleus
Source: RefSeq, a predicted model, not a curated record